This is a messenger RNA of Cladophialophora carrionii CBS 160.54, 2367 nucleotides long. RefSeq lists its product as uncharacterized. Gene Ontology annotation, biological process: regulation of DNA-templated transcription; DNA-templated transcription. NCBI's taxonomy places the organism in Eukaryota, Fungi, Ascomycota, Eurotiomycetes, Chaetothyriales, Herpotrichiellaceae. Gene Ontology annotation, molecular function: zinc ion binding; DNA binding; DNA-binding transcription factor activity, RNA polymerase II-specific. The transcript is spliced from 3 exons. Bases 1 to 2367 code for a protein of 788 amino acids. The record is from RefSeq and is a predicted model, not a curated record.
AUGUCUCGGCCCCGCGCUUCUCAUGCGUGUCGCGAAUGUCGUCGUAAAAAGUUGCGCUGCGAUCUGGCCAGGCCUUCUUGCACACGAUGUGCCUCGUCGGGAUCACCAUGCGUCUACGGCGCCGGAAGCAGUGGCAGUCGCGACUUUCAAUUCGUGCAGACCACCUUUCACGGAAGUCGGGGUGAAUCUUCUGGCGCAGGCAGCUUAGCAGCAACAGAAGAGGUGGCGCUCUCCACAACUCGGUUGCGGACCCUCGAGGAGAAACUGGAGAACCUCACCGCACAAGUUCAAGCACUGCAAGGCAGAAAUUCAAUGCCGUCCUUGAUUGCUGCUGCCGGCGAACCGUCCGCUGACGUGGCCAACGACACGAUGAAGCGCGUACGCACAACUGAAAGCGCUGCUUCUGCCGAAGCGAUGCGGGAAUCUGGAGCGGGACACCUACUGGUUCAACCGGGUGGCAGGCUCCGCUAUGUCUCGCGCGGACACUGGGCUGCAAUGUGCGAAGAAGCCGGCGAGAUUGAAAUGCUUCUCCGAGGCCAGACGCGUUAUGAUCUUCCUGUCGCUGAGAGACAGACUCGAUCUCUAUACGAUGGCGAGGUUGUCUCAGCGCCAGCAGCUUGGGAUAAGUCGCAGCGUGUCUCGUCCAAAUCUCGCCAAUCCUCGCCCCUCCACACACUGCAGAUUCUUGAUCGAUCUCGGGCUGAUGCCCUCUUUGACGCAUAUAUCUCGUGCUUUCACCCUGUGGUACCCCUGGCACACAUUCCCACUCUUCAGAGGGACUAUGAACGGGUCUGGGAUCUGCAACGUUCGGGUGGCGCUCCCAACACCAUACAAACCAUGCCACUGAUCCUCGCAGCACUGUACGCUGGAGCUGUAGUCUACCACCAUCCGUCGCUUCAAAAUACCCGACCAGACACUGACAUUGAGCGUGUGGCCACGGAGAUUCACCACGAGGCCACCGCCGCCCUGCACCUUGCACAUUUUCCGAGGGUCCCAACCGUUGCAGGCUUGGCAGCUCACUUGAUCCUACAAGGCAUGUGGAUGAGGGACGAAGAGCCACUCUCAGCAUCUGGCGAUUUUGGUGUCGCAGUCCGCGUGGCUCAGAUGCUCGGUUUACACAAGGACCCGUCACGCUUCAAGACCACUGUGGCACCAGUCCAAGCCGAAGUCCAACGGCGCGUGUGGUGGCACGUUUUCCACUGCGACGUUCUUGUCGCUGUGGCUUCUGGCCUUCCCCCGCUGAUUGAACGGAGCUCUUGGGACACCAAGAUGGUCAGCGACCUCUACGAAGACCGAUUUGGAACCAUGGAAGGGCUCCAGCACGACGAAGAAUCUCGGGCACGCUAUCUUCAAGGUGAAACCGGUCCAGAUGCAUCGCCACUCGCAUCGCCGCUGGGCAUUUGGUUGCAAGGCAAAUUCCAAGACGCAUUAUCAGUACGCAAGCUGUUGGACAAAGCUUUCCACGAGGAUCAAAUGACUAUAGACGAUAUGGUAUCAGCUCGGAAUGAUCUGCAGCUGCUCCGACGACAGUUGCGAGCCCGGUCCCAGCUGAUCCCGAUCGACAGCUCCAAUAAUACUUACGAAGACAACCCUCAAUUCAAUAUGUGGGCCAAAGUGCUACUCACCACGCUAGGUGAUAAGAACUGGUGGUUCCUGCACACUCCUCUCCUCCAUCGCUCCAUCACCCAAGCCUGGCAGAGCUUAAUUCCCAACCUUCAGCUGUAUUGUUGUGCCUUCCUCGAGCAAUACAUUAUCCUCUGUUGCGCCCAGGAUUUCAUCCGCUUUCAUUGGUCCUGGCCGGGCAACCAUCAACCACUGCACGCUCUCAUGUUAGUGUUGAAGGAGGUUGAACGCAACCCCGCCGGCGCAGAGGUGGAGAUCUCUUGCACGGUCAUCGACCAGACCAUGGCGCUCUGUGCGCCAGAAGGCGGUAUCACAGCGAGUGGCAAUGGAGCCAUGAUGCACCGUCCACUCAAUGAAGGGGGCGCCGAAGCAUGGGACCUCAUCCGCCGCUUGCGCGCAAGGGUGUGGACCAAGAUCGGCCGCGAUCCUGAGGUCAUCCUCACACGGGACGAUGUGGAAUCGAUUGUGGCACAAAAGCUGCAAGCCUUCAAAGCUUCUGGUGGCAUCCUGGACCUGCGAACACCUCUCCCCAGCGAUGUGACUGGCCAAUUUGAGCAGCAGCCUAUGGCCCAACCUGCCACUUCUCUCCACUCAGGGACAUCCUCGUUCACAACUCCUCUGCCAGACGUAGCAGGAGACCCUGGUCAGUUCGACCAAUAUACGUUUGGCCUCGGUGGUGGCAGGCCGACCCCGAACAUCAAUUGGGACGACUGGGAUCAAGUGUUCAACACUGGCUACGACUGA